Molecule: messenger RNA, 2462 nt
Organism: Armigeres subalbatus
Lineage: Eukaryota; Metazoa; Arthropoda; Insecta; Diptera; Culicidae
Exons: 2
Coding region: 138-2156 (672 amino acids)
Biological process (GO): DNA integration
Molecular function (GO): nucleic acid binding
Source: RefSeq, a predicted model, not a curated record
UAGACGCUAGUGAAGAGGCUUAUGCGUGCGUUGCGUACUUACGGGCUGAAUUUUUAGAUGGCGUAGAGAUAGCGUUAGUAGCAGGUAAAUCUAAGGUGGCUCCACUAAAAGCCUUAUCCGUUCCACGGCUAGAACUUAUGGCAGCGGUGAUCGGAACGCGUUUACAAAAAACCAUACUCGCCGAGCAUUCUUUGAAAAUCGAAAAGUGCAAUAUAUGGACUGACUCCAAAACGGUGCUAGCGUGGAUUAACUCAGAUCAUAGAUGUUACCGUCAAUUCGUUGCUUGCCGUGUAGGAGAAAUUCUUUCUAAAACUCGGGUGAGUCAGUGGCGCUGGGUGCCAUCGAAGGAGAAUGUGGCAGACGAUGCGACAAAAUGGGGAAAAGGUCCUUCUAUGUUAUCGAACAGUCGUUGGUUCCGAGGUCCAGACUUUUUGUACCUUCCGGAGGAUAGUUGGCCCACGGACGUUAAACCUGGAGAACAAAAGACAAACGAAGAGAUUCGAUCGUGUAUGGUGCAUCAUGAAGGAAUAGUACAGCAUCCUGUGCAAUGGUGGCGCUUUUCUCAGUGGACGCGAUUAUGGCGUGCGACAGCGUACGUGCUGCGCUAUGUUCACAACUUGCGGCGAAAAAUUGGAAAAGUAGCGUUGCAGACUGGGCCCUUAACUCAGAGCGAACUUUCUUCCGCGGAGAGUGUCAUAUGGCGUUGGGUGCAGCGUGAUGAGUUUCCAGAUGAGGUCACUACUCUUUCCAAGAUGCAAGGAAAGCAUCCACGAAGUCUACUGAAAUUAGAGCGCACCAGUAAGAUACGGAAAUUGUCCCCGUUUAUGGACGAGGACGGGGUAAUACGCAUGGAAAGCCGGAUAGCAGCAGCUAUUUUCGUAUCGUUUGAUACACGUUUCCCUAUCGUUUUGCCAAAACUUCAUGCUGUGACUGAGUUGAUAAUCGGAUGGUACCAUCGCAAGUAUCUUCAUGGAAAUGGAGAAACUAUCGUUAACGAGAUACGACAGCGUUUCCAUGUGCCUAAUCUUCGUACAGCUGUCCGCAAAGAGAAAAAGAAAUGCAUGUUAUGUAAAGUUAAGUCGGCAGUUCCAGCGGUACCACGGAUGGCACCUCUUCCUGAAGCAAGACUGAAAGUAUUUGAGCGUCCUUUUUCGUAUGUUGGCAUUGACUACUUUGGACCAAUAGCCGUGCGGGUGAAUCGAAGUAGUGCCAAAAGAUGGGUGGCAUUAUUUACUUGUCUCACCAUCCGUGCUGUUCACCUCGAGAUCGUACAUUCGCUCUCCACGGAGUCCUGCAAGAUGGCCAUCCGAAGAUUUGUGGCACGUAGAGGGGCACCAAUGGAGAUUUACAGUGAUCGAGGAACGAAUUUCGUGGGUUCCAGUAACGAGUUACUUCGAGAGAAGAAUAUCAUCGACCAGCAGUUAGCGGAGACGUUCACCAACGCAAACACCAAAUGGGUUUUUAACCCACCUGCCGCUCCCCACAUGGGCGGAGUGUGGGAGCGUUUAGUAAGAUCCGUGAAGACUGCGCUAUCGGCAAUGUACACCACAAGGACUCCGAGUGACGAAACUCUGGUCACCCUAAUGGCAGAAGCUGAGAGUGUAGUGAACUCGAGACCGUUGACAUUCAUCCCACUUGAGCAGGAGCAGCAGGAGGCGCUUACGCCAAACCAUUUUUUGCUGCUAAGUUCUAAUGGGGUAGUACAAACUCCACGAACUUUGGUGGACUCCAGGGAAGCCUGCCGGAAUCAGUGGAACCUUUGUCGUGUAAUGGUGGACCAGUUCUGGCGAAGAUGGAUACACGAAUACUUGCCAGAAAUAACACGUCGCACUAAGUGGUUUGAAGAGGUCCCUCCUGUACAAACGGGAGAUCUAGUGAUCAUCGUAGAAGAAAAUGUGCGUAACGGAUGGAUUCGAGGACGUGUAGCUGAAGUCGUGGAAGGAGCUGAUGGCCGUAUUCGGCAGGCAGUGGUGCAGACGGCGUCCGGAAUGGUUCGAAGGCCGGUUGCCAGGUUGGCUCGUCUGGACGUAAAGCAGAGUAAGACUGACCCUGGGAUAUCGGAUCAGCUUACGGGCCGGGGAGAUGUGACGGUGGAUAACGCCGUCCCCAAACAAACCCCUCGGCUCGAUAUUAACGCGCCGCGUGAACUGUCGUAAAGUCUGAGUGACAAUUUGAAACGCUGGAUAGUGAAUGAUAGAAGGAAGGAGAACAGAUUAAAAAUAAAGUAUCCAAAAGAUUGAUGUGACACAUGUAUUUGCUAAUCAUAGCAUAAAACUAUUUUUGAACAUUGAAUUCAAAACCUUAAUAUUUAAAUCAUUUAAUGAUUUUUGCCAGAAAGUUUACUGAAUACACCCUCCGCUAUACGUUCUCAAAUAGAGGUUAGCUUUAAGGUAAGGCACAAUAGUACUACAUUUUGGAUUGUAGUUUAAUUAUAAACUUAACUAUUAAUAGCAGAAUUUCGG